GGGUGAUGUUAAUUUUUAUCUAAGAUUGCCUUAUGAUGUUAAUUACGAGGAGAAAAUCUGGGAUCACGCGCCUGGAUCUCUACUUGUUACAGAAGCAGGUGGUAUUGUUACGAACAUAGACAACGAGCCUUUGGAUUUUUCUUUGGGAAGAACUUUGGGAAAAGUUAAUAAAGGAUUCGUGGUUACGAGUUCUAAAAUACAUGAACAAGUUAUUGAUGCC
This is a messenger RNA of Dentiscutata heterogama, 220 nucleotides long. Lineage: Eukaryota; Fungi; Glomeromycota; Glomeromycetes; Diversisporales; Gigasporaceae. The record is from the annotation of a GenBank genome assembly.